Molecule: messenger RNA, 4617 nt
Organism: Patella vulgata (common limpet)
Lineage: Eukaryota; Metazoa; Mollusca; Gastropoda; Patellidae
Product: dedicator of cytokinesis protein 3
Exons: 42
Coding region: 322-4617 (1431 amino acids)
Biological process (GO): small GTPase-mediated signal transduction
Cellular component (GO): cytoplasm; plasma membrane
Molecular function (GO): small GTPase binding; guanyl-nucleotide exchange factor activity
Source: RefSeq, a predicted model, not a curated record
UGAGAUUAGCGCUAGCCCUGUUUACAUCUCGUGACCUAUGACGAAAAAUUGAGUUGGCCUUAUUAUUUAGCACUAACCUCUGUUAGAGUCCUGAUUGUCCAAUGACUACGUAAAUAUAGUCGGAUAUGAGGCAUGUCAAACGCGACUACAUUCGUAGAUCUCCGUUAAUCACGUGACAAUAACACAAUGGCGAGAUACGAGAACGUGUUUAUUUUAGGAAAGAUUAGCCAAGGAAGUGUGGUCUGCUAACAGAAGCGGUAUACAACUUUAUUUACGGUUAUGAAUUUUUAAUAUGAGGAAGUAAGAUUUUAACCUCUACAAAUGGCUGAUAAUCCUUCAUGGAGAGCAUCUGUAGUGAAAUAUGGCGUUUGUUUCUAUAACUACGAUGGUAAUAUAAAAUCAGGCCUUCCUCUACAGAUUGGUACCUGUGUUCAUAUAUUAGAAGAAUUUGGUCAAAAUGUAGGGAAAGAGUUUGAAGCAACAUGGUAUAGAGGUUACGCCAUACAGAACAAGGAAAAAAAGGGUAUAUUUCCAGCAUCUUAUAUUCAGCAAAAACCAUGCAAGGUUGAAAAUAUAGGUCGAUUUGAAACUAUAAUACCUAUAGAAGACCCUAUAACUAAAGAAGUUACAUUUGUAUUAAGAGAAUGGGCGGUAAUAUGGAAGAAACUCUAUGUGAAAAGUCAUUCUUUGUUCAAGAAUAUAGAGAAAGUAAUGCGCGAGUUAAUUGGUUAUCGUAAAGAUUUAGUGCACAAUGGGAUAACAGAAGAUCAGUUAAACGAUGUCAAAGAUCAAAUCAUCAUGAGAAUAGAUUGGGGAAAUGGGAAACUUGGAAUGGAUCUGGUACCGAGAAUAGAUGGAGAACAGUUAGAAACAGAUAACCAUAGUAUUGUUGAUUUAUACAGAAUACACUGUAAAAGUGUAGAAAAUAGUCAAGGUACCUGGCCACGAAGACAAACGAUAAGAAGUAGAAACAGUAAAGAAAAUAAAUCGUCUUCGAUCCACCAUUUACUGGUUAAAGUUGAUAGUUUUGUUUGUAAUGUUGGUGAUGAAUCUGAAGUUUAUGUGUCUUUGUUUUGUUCUGGUGAUAAUGAAUUUAUAAGUGAGAAGUUCUUACUACGAUAUAAUAAAAAUGGAUGGCCAGUUCCACAGACCAGAUCUGAUAAUUACUUUGGAUUAUUUCUGGAUUUAUCUGAUGAUGAUUUACAGAAAGAUAUUUAUCUUGUAGCUCAGAUAUACAGAUUAGGAGCCGUAUUACUACUAUCUAGUGAACAGGCCUUAAAAGGUAAAGUGUUAAUAGAUAAUACAAGUAAAAAAACACCUGCAUAUAAAUACAGAAGGCCUUGGGGAGGUUCAGUGUUCUAUUUAAAAGAAUUUUUGAGAACGAGAGAAGGUCAAAUUGAUCAAAAAAAUUUCCAGUUCAGGGUUCAAUGUUGUGCAGAUAGUGAAUCAUCAAUUAGUCAACUUCAUGAAAAUCUCAUUAAAAAAUAUCAGAGUCAAGCACAAAGCAUUCCCAAAGGAUCCAGUGCAGAUAAAGCAAAUUCUGGUAUAGCUGUGACUUUACAGUUGUUUGAUGGUGAUCUGACAGCAGUAAAGGGAGAGAACCCAAUUCUCUUUACAAAGGACAUAGCUAUAGUUCAAAAACUUGGUUUUUCUGACGUUGUAAAUCCUGGUGAAGUAAGAAAUGACUUAUAUAUAACCAUAUGUUCUGCUGAGUUUGAAAGAGGAAGUAAGAAAGCGGCGAAGAAUGUUGAAGUUGAUGUAACAGUUUAUGAUGAAGGUGGUCAUAUAAUUCCUACUUGUAUUGACGGCGGUUGUGGUGAAGUUGCUUUAACUGUCUAUAGAUCAGCUGUAUUUUAUCACCACAAUAACCCAAAAUGGAAUGAUAUAAUAAGGUUGGCUAUACCUAUAGAAAAAUUUACUGGAGCUCACAUUAGAUUUGAAUUUUAUCAUUGCUCAACUCGUGAUAAAAAUGAAAAGAAACUUCAAGGCUUUUCUUACUUACGUGUAACAGAUAAAUAUUCUCGUAUGUUAAGAGAUGGUGGUCAUGAAUUGUGUAUAUAUAAGUGUGAUGAUCCCAGAAAGAUAAAAGGGUAUAACAAGCUUCCAACUUAUCAAGAUGAUUUCUUAGAAUAUAGAGAUGCUGGCAUUAAUUUACCUUUUCAACGAAACUCAAAAGAAGUUUGUUCUGUUUCAACGAAACUGUGUUCUACAAAAUUUACGCAAAAUACUGGUUUAGUGAGUAUCUUACAGUGGAUGAUAAACCAGGAUAAAAUAUCAGAAAAUUUACGCAAUGUUAUAUUUAUACCAUCACAAGAAAUAGUCAAGUAUCUUCAAGAUAUUUUAGAUGCUCUAUUCAGUAUGUUUGGUGCCAAAAAUGGUGAACGGGUUCCAUUUGCUCUAGAUGUCUUCCAUGCUUUGGUGCAUAUUUUCCAUAUUCUUGAAGAUAAUAUUUUUGAGAAAUUUCAGUUUGUACUUCAGUCAUACUUAACGGAAAACUUUUCUCAUCCGUUAAUCCACAGGGAUUUGAUGUAUUGUCUUCAAGAGAAGGUUCAAUUGGCAGCUAAAUUAUCGGAUCCUAGAACUGAUGUUCCGGUCGAAAUAGUCUUUCAGGUUUUGAAACCAAUAUUCCAGUUUACUGUAAAUUCAUGUUCAUUGUUUAAACGUUCUUAUGGUUCUGAUAGUGUUGAUCCGAAGAUAUUCAGGAAUAUAUUUCAUACAUUUAGUACGGUGCUACAAUCAAAAGAUGAUAAAUUGAAAAAGGCACAGGUGAUAUUAUUGAGUGAAUUACAUAAAAUCUACAUUCCACUUCUAACUGUGAUAAGUAAAAAUGAAUUAACUGGUUUACUGGUUGAUCUUGUCAAUCAUAUAGCUCGGGAUUCUAAUAUAGAAAUCGUGGAAGCUAAAACACUUCUUAUGAAAGAGACAAUCAACUCAGAUCUAUUCGAUGAUGAUGAAUCAAGAACCAUACUGCUGCCAUUAUGUCUAGCUCACAUUAAAAAAUGCCUCAUCCAGAAAGCAGCUUUAUCCUCCACCGCCAAAACGUUAGGAGAUCUUUUGGAUAAACUUUUUACUUUUAAACAGAAAUCAAAAGGUCAUAAUGAUAUAGGUCAGGUUGUAUUGGCUGUAUUUGAUGUAUUGAUAGAAUCGUUAUUAAAUAUGGAAGUAUCUCAUAGAGUUAAUUUUGGUGGUUUGUUGAUUUCCUGUUUAAUAGAAAUGUUACGUAUUAUGGAAGAUAGCCAUUAUGAGUCUCUACUUUCAGCCUAUCCUAGAGGCAGACCACUCAAGGACUUUUUGAUUCGAAUAUUUUUGGUUUUUCGUGACCUCAUCAGGCAAGAUGUCUUCCCACCUGAUUGGACAACAAUGAGAAUGACAACCAAUCAUUCCAUUUUGACAGCUAUUCAGUAUUUAGCACAGUCUCUUUCAGACUGUUUCCUUACCAAAGAACAGUUUGAUAAAUCAAUUUGGAGCAACUACUUAGAUCUUUCUGUAGCCUUCAUUACCCAGUCUAGUCUACAGUUAGAAAAAUUCUCAAAAGCCAAACAGCAAAACAUCAGAGAAAAGUAUCAAGACAUGAGAGUUGUUAUUGGCUUUCAGAUACAGACUUUAUGGAAUUCCUUAGGAGAACAUAAAAAACACUUCAUACCGUCAAUGAUUGGUCCAUUUCUAGAAGUAACGUUAGUACCGGAAAAAGAAUUACGUAAAACUACUCUACCUAUUUUCUUUGACAUGAUGCAGUGUGAACAUAAACUUAACGGAAACUUUAAUCAGGUUGAAAGUGAAAUCAUUGAAAGACUAGACGAAUUAAUAACAUCGAAUCUAGGUGAUACUGAAUAUAGAGAACUGUUUAAAACUAUAUUGUUAGAAAAAGUUCAAACGGAACCGUCAUUACAAGAAGAUGGUAAAAGGUUUGUGUUCUCUGUGACAGAUCUGCUGGACAGAUUACUAGACUAUAGAGAAGUUAUCGAUGGAGAAGAACACAGAGAUAAAAGGAUGCAUUGCACCUUCAACAUUCUUAAUUUUUAUAAAGACAACAUCAAUAGAGAAGAGAUGUAUAUUCGAUACAUCACAAAACUCUACGAACUUCAUCUGGCAGCAAAUAAUUAUGUCGAAGCCGGAUUAACUUUACAGUUAUAUGCUCAACAAAUCCUUGGUUGGAAAAAUGAAGAAUUCACAGCUAAAGGAUCGCGUUAUCCUAGUCAAAAAGAAAGGGACAAGAAAGAAAGCUUGUACCUGGAGAUUAUUGAUUGUUUCGAUAAGGGAAAGGCCUGGGAAUAUGGAAUACCCUUAUGUAAAGAGUUAGCUCAAUUUUAUGAAACCAAAAUAUUUGAUUAUAAAAAGCUCAGUAGUAUAUUGCAAAAACAAGCCACAUUUUUUGAUCAGAUAUUGGAAGGUGCUGCAGUUCGACAAGAUCCAUGUUAUUAUAGGGUGGCUUAUUAUGGUAAAAGUUUCCCUCCUUUUGUCAGAAAUAAAGCGUUUGUAUAUAGAGGUGAUGAAUGUUUAAAGUUAGCGACUAUCAUGCAACAAUUAACAACAGAAUUUCCUAAUGCUACAAUACUCAGUUCUAAUAGUCCACCAGAUGAUAGUAUUAAACAGGGGGAAGCUCAAUGUAUCCUUUAA